Molecule: messenger RNA, 498 nt
Organism: Alternaria atra
Lineage: Eukaryota; Fungi; Ascomycota; Dothideomycetes; Pleosporales; Pleosporaceae
Exons: 3
Coding region: 1-498 (165 amino acids)
Biological process (GO): ribosomal large subunit assembly
Cellular component (GO): preribosome, large subunit precursor
Source: RefSeq, a predicted model, not a curated record
AUGGCGGCGCAAAGAGGAGCAAACGGUGUCGAGAAGAAGAAGAGGUCGAAGAAGAGAAGAACGAGGACCGAAGUCUCAUCAUCGAGCGAAAGUGACAGCGAUGUCUCAAGCCCAAGGAGCCGAAAGGUGGCUGCGGUAGAAGAAGAGACCAAGGAGACUUCACCAGCCCCAACACCCACCAAGAAGGAGAAGAAGAAGUCUAAAACUGGCAGCGCACCGGAUGCUCAGCCAGAUGAAGAUGUUGCUAUGACGGAUGCACCAGCUCCCAUACAACCAGCAAAAGCAGCGUCAAAGGCCAGCAAACAGGCCCAAGAGGAGUUCAGCGCCAUUUAUCUGCGCAAAGUCGCAGCUGAGUUCGCUGAUGAUCUGGACAAAGUUCGUGAAGCGCAAGACUUCAAAGCGAGUAGCGUGCCAAUGCUUAUUCAUGCGCUCAAGCAAGGCGAAAGUCUGUUCAGUGUAGAAGAAAGAAGAAGGGUCGUUGGGGCCGCAAACGCGUAG